Messenger RNA from Microstroma glucosiphilum, 5700 nucleotides. RefSeq names its product Pkinase-domain-containing protein. The record is from RefSeq and is a predicted model, not a curated record. Gene Ontology annotation, molecular function: tau-protein kinase activity; protein serine/threonine kinase activity; ATP binding. Bases 328 to 5418 code for a protein of 1696 amino acids. The transcript is spliced from 4 exons. NCBI's taxonomy places the organism in Eukaryota, Fungi, Basidiomycota, Exobasidiomycetes, Microstromatales, Microstromataceae. Gene Ontology annotation, cellular component: cytoplasm. Gene Ontology annotation, biological process: microtubule cytoskeleton organization; protein phosphorylation; intracellular signal transduction.
CAUCGCUACCGGCCUGCCAUCACCAUCCUCCGUCAGCAUCCUCGUCCAUCUUCAAGGUAGCUCGACUUAGCCUCACGCACCCACCCUAGGCAGCUCUUCCCUGGAGAGUCGCUCUGCUUCUGCCAGUGCGGGUGUGUACAGACUCAGGAGUCAGCAACGCCUCUCAGCAAACGCCGCCUGCCUCUCCUGCGAACGCGCCCACGCUGAGCUCGCUUCCCUUCCGGGGCUACUCUCGCCGAGGAUCCCAUACCCCAAUACAAACAAAGUUGAUAGCCCUACUCCUGUCACCCGGCACUUCGCCUUUGGUACUCCCUGGGCUCUUUGAGCAUGGCGACGGACGACAAGACUGUCCGACAUACGAGAAUACCCUCGACGUACGCCAAUCACUACGAUACACCGGUCGGUGCUACCACCCUAUACGAGCCCCCUCCUGCUCGAACACCGUCCUCAGUAGCAGCACGAGGGCCCCGGGCACCACCCAUUGCUAAUCUCCGCCAACUACCACCGGGCCACGCAAGAUCUGUAUCUAGCCCUGACUCCGCGCCCGGCCAGCCGCUGGCCUACGCUAGCAGUAGGGGAGUAGGAGCAGGCAAUCUCCCAUCGAGCUCAUCAUCUGGCAGCUCGAGAAAGAUGGCACCCUUGCCUCAAGUACCUACAAUGAGUGCUGAAGAGAGGGAUCAAGUACAGUACGGCCUCGACCAGCAAAUAGAUACCCAGAACAGCCUGAUCAUCAAUGGCGGAUUCGAAUCCGAUGUAGUGCCCGGUAUGACAAGCUCUCUGGCCCCGAGAACCAUUCCCAGUAGCUCCACACACACACCCUCGCUGGCCGCAAUGAGUACAACAGCGGUAGCAGCGGCGGCAGCUGCGGGAGGUCUCGUCAGUGUCCCCGAAGACUCCCUGCUACAAGGUGGGCCAUCAGAUGUGAACGAUGCAGCAUACGCCUCGACCAACAGAAGAGUUGUCAGCCAGGGUGAUCAGCCCGCCUCGACAAGUCGGCCCACACCUGCCGGACCAAGACCUCUAGUGGCGCAAGAAGCCGACGUCUUUGGGCCUGGAUCUCCCUCCUCUUUCGCCUCACCUGUGUUCAGUCCUACGUCUCCGCCUAGCAUUCAAGGUCUGCGGAGAGGAUCUGGCUCUUCAAAGCCACUGCCUAUCAUACCCUCCCCAAUCACCACUAUGCGAAACGCCGAGCAGUCUUCUCUUCCCCUGCGGACAGAUCGUGUCGAGUCCCCGCCUGAGCAGCAAGCCGACUCGAUACCUGUCCAGCCAGGCGCAACCGUACCUCCUCAGCACAUUCCCCGACCGGUUCCUGGCUCGGAGCCAGCAGAGAACCCUAGCAACAGAUCAGGGCCGACCACACCUAGUGGCUCCGCCUCUCGGCUCCCGCGUCUGUCAACGUUACAAACCAAUACAGGCAAAUACGAGGGACCUUUGUCGCCGCCAGAUGCAGACCCCGGUCGCACUUUGAUCGAAGACAAUCGUUCGAGCAUCGAUGAUAUUCGAAGGAUGCACGCUCAGAGGGCUGCCCGCGCCUCGAUCGAUGCUGCGACCAAAACACCAGAAGCUCCUUCACAAACUUCGUCGAGAAGGAUCCCACCCGCUUCAGAACCUCCUCGCGCUGCCAGCGUAUUGGACUCCAGAGCACGCGAGCAAGAUGUUACUGCUCAACAGAAGCAGGCUAGGCAAGAACGUCCGCGCUCUAGUGGCAACGCUUUGGACACAGCUUCUCAGAGAUCUUCUGUUCCCGACACUGCUAGCUUGGCUGACAUCGACAGGCAACGCGACAAGGACAGAGAGCGUGAGAGAAGAUCCCGCAGGACACUAGGAGAUUAUGCUCUAGGAAAGACGCUGGGUGCUGGUAGCAUGGGCAAAGUGAAGCUCGGUGUCAAGAUGGGCACGGGGGAGAAGGUAGCGAUCAAGAUCAUCCCUCGGCAUACCUCCGUGGCAGCAGCGCAACAUCCCAAGCCUGGCAGCGAUGGAAAGGUAGCAGCUCCGACUGAGUCUUUCUUGGCCAAAGCGGCGGCUAAAGACCACUCAAAGGAGGUGAGAACAAUCCGAGAGGGGAGCUUGCAGAUUCUGCUUCAUCAUCCUUAUGUCUGCGGUAUGAGGGAGAUGAUGAUCCAUCAGAACCACUAUUACAUGGUAUUCGAGUACAUCAAUGGCGGCCAGAUGCUCGACUAUAUCAUCUCACAUGGUCGACUCAGGGAGAGGGCGGCGAGAAAAUUUGCUCGGCAGAUUGGAAGUGCUUUGGAGUACUGCCACAGAAAUAGCAUCGUCCACAGAGAUCUCAAGAUUGAGAACAUUCUCAUCUCGAAAACUGGCAACAUCAAGAUCAUUGACUUCGGCCUGUCCAACCUCUUCUCUCCGCAUGCGCAUUUGUCGACCUUCUGCGGCUCUCUGUACUUCGCUGCCCCAGAGCUCUUGAUGGCUAAGGUGUACACCGGACCGGAGGUGGAUGUAUGGAGCUUUGGUAUCGUCUUGUAUGUGCUGGUCUGCGGCAAGGUGCCCUUUGACGAUCAGAGCAUGCCCGCCUUGCAUGCCAAGAUCAAGAGGGGUCAUGUCGAAUAUCCAGCCUGGUUGAGUGGAGAGUGUAAGCAUAUCCUGUCACGCAUGCUGGUCACGGACCCGAACAAGAGAGCCACUCUGCCGGAGAUACUCUCCCACUCCUGGAUGACCAAAGGCUUCGAAGGCGAAGCACCUGAUGCUUAUCUUCCAGAGCGGCAGCCAUUGCGACCGAGUCAGCUUGACCCUGAAGUCAUCAAAGGCAUGACAGGAUUCGAAUUCGGCUCGCCGGACGAGAUCGAGCAAAGGUUGACCGAGGUCUUGACAAGUGACGCUUAUACGACCGUCUUGUCGACGUGGGACGCAAAGCACUCUCCUAGCGUGAGUCAGAAUGGUCUGGCAGUGGAGAACAAUCCACUUGGGCGUGCUUCCACGAGGGCCAGUCAAGAUUCAAAGACCCGCACAGGGUCUAAGAGGUUCUCUGGCAUCGACUUCUACCGCAAGAAGAUUGCUGUGUUUGGAAGCAACAAAGACGACGCAGGCAGCAGCGGCACUCUCACGACGUCAGGUCUGAAUGGUUCGACAGUCUCGACCUGGCCUGGUAGCGGCAAAGAGCCUCUUGAUCCUACACGGGGUUUCCAUCCUCUCAUCUCCAUUUACUACCUUGUCUCAGAAAAAAUGGAGCGAGAGCGUCUGUACGGGCACUCCUUCUUUGCAUCUUCCAAUGCCUCGCUUCUGGCUGCUCAGGGUCAGCCUCAGCCGACGGCAGCGAGUGGGAGGACUCUAACUCCUCUCGUCGGAGCGCCUUCGUCCAUGCCCACAUCAGCGGACAUCCCUCAAGAGGCUCUUCGAGUGCCUGAGGCCUCUCACAUCUCCGCUCGGCGCACAUCCGACUUGUCUCGCCAGGAGCUGCCGGCUCCUCCUCGAUCUGCUGCUACUAGUACAGUGCCCUCUUCACCGACGCCUACGCCGGUCUUCGAUUCGCGGGAAAAGAGUAGGCCUAUGGCAAUGAUGGCAGGUCCGCCCAGAGCAAGGGCCAACGGCGAUGAAGUUGAAGCGGCCCUCAGAGAGAAAGGUAUUAUGCCUGCAUCUCCCUGGAAGGCACAACCUGGUAACCCUCCCUCGUCCUUCUUACCUGCAAGGUCCGGUGCAGACGAGACUUUGGGCGCUGCGGGUGGUGUUCAGCGCAGCACGAGUCUCUCGAACGGCAAGAGCCGGCCCGUCUCCAGCUUCAUGCAGGAGGACUAUUCUAAUGGCUACACAGAGUCUGGCCCAGCCUCGACCCCUGUGCGACCAGGUGGACGCACAAGUCGCAAGGCCUCGCCAGAGAAUCGGCGCAGCAUUCACGUUAUGGGUGGCGGCAGUAACAUGGCUGCAUUGUCUAACAACGGCGAGCCGUCAGCUCCUUCCACACCAUCGGGCACUUCGUCGUUGGUGCGCCGUUUUGGCUCCUUCCUGGGACGGUCGCCCUCUUCGAGUGGAGAUCUAGACAAACGCAGAGCUUCUCGGGUGGUCUCGCCUGCUCCGGCAGGGCCGCCAAUCGCAGGCAGCAAUUCAAGCAUGCGUGGCUCAGCGCUUCCGGGACAAGUGCAAGAGUCGACCGAGCGUCUGAACGCCUUGGCAUUAGCAGAUGUGGACGAAGCCGCCCCAGCGAAUACUGAUUCAGAGGCUGUUCCUUUGGCUGUGCCUAGUGGCGAAGCAGGCGGCAUGCGAAGAUCAGGUACCGUCCCGGGUCUAAGCACGCCAGCGAAAGAGCAAGCAAACAGUCUCGCCCGUCCCGGUCAGCUGACAAGCGCUGAGGGAUCUACGCCUGGCUUGACCAGUCGUCGGCCCACAAUGCCCGCGUCAUCGCCCUCUACUACUCCUUCGGCAACGCAGCAGCAACAACAGAGCCAACGCUCCCAGCUUCCAGGAUUUGCAGAUGGCGAAGGCUGGCAAGGUCCAGUGCCAAGCGAAGCUCAGGCUAGCCUGCUGUCGUCGAGCUUGAAAGACUCCGCCCCUUGGCAGUAUCAACCAGGGAAUGCGAUGACGGCCAAGCCAGUCUUCCUUAAGGGGCUGUUUUCUGUACAGACCACAAGCACGAAACCGCGUACGGUCAUCAAUGCCGACCUGGUUCGGGUGCUGGAUCGAAUUGGAGUGCAAUACCGAGAAAUCCGCGGUGGGUACGAGUGCGUGCAUCUGCCGAGCAUCGAGUUUGGUGCAGGACAACCGAGCGGUACGCCAGGACAGGGCAACGCCCGCAUAGCUAUCGAGCCACAGCAGUCACCCGCUGCAAGUCGUGGCGAAGAUGCGGACACCGAAAGACCUGGUCCGCCCAAGAGGAAGCAGAGUCGGAUGUCUGUCAUCUCGGCUCUGAGGAAGGACCGUCGAGAGGGAUCUGGCGAUGCAGGGGUCGUUGUCGGCAGUCCUUCGGCAAAGAAUUCGCCCGAAGCGCAAGCUCGCACUUCUCGAAGCAGAGCCAGUUCACUUGUGCUAGACGACGAGGCCACUUCUGGUAUUGGGUCCGGCCAUGCCGAAAGUGGUAGUAAUGCUCCUGGAAACGCGUCGAUUGCAAGUCCAAAGAGUGGAGGAAGUCUCCGUCCGCCGCGGCAGAGGACCGACUCUCUAGGCGUCCCGGCCUUCUUUGCUGCCUCUACCAGCUCGCCGAGCAAGCAGCAGCCCAUUGAAGAAGAGCUCGCAUCGCAAGCCACUGUCCCUGCUUACCCAGCUCCGCCUGCGGCUUCCAAUGGUGUGACUCAACAGCAGCAGCAGCAGCAACAGGAGCUGACUGCGGACAUGAUCGUACGCUUUGAAAUCAUUGUAGUCAAGGUGCCACUCCUGCUUGGAGUCAAUGGUUUACAAUUCAGGAGAGUGGCGGGAAAUCCCUGGCAGUACCAGACUUUGGCCAAGAGGGUGUUGCAAGAGUUGCGGCUCUGAUGACCAAAAUUACGAGUGAUGACAGAGAGAGACGAUUUUUGCAGAGCGUCUGCCAUUUCGGUACUCUAGAAUGCGUCCAAUUGUAUUCCACAAUCAAAAUUCACCAGUCUUUUCCUUCGCUUACCCACCCUUUUGCCGAGUUAUGCGUCUGAUGAAACUAUACAAGACUGACGCAUUGAUCAUUUGAAGUAUGUAUACAUUGCAUUUGGAGGGUCAAGCAUGGCUGCACACCGCUUCUGGGCCUUGCGUAUUCCGUCCGCUCCUUUGAUUUUACUUUUGCAC